This is a messenger RNA of Onychostoma macrolepis, 5039 nucleotides long. It is a transcript of the gene cadm3, whose product is annotated as cell adhesion molecule 3. The record is from RefSeq and is a predicted model, not a curated record. Gene Ontology annotation, biological process: homophilic cell-cell adhesion. Gene Ontology annotation, cellular component: presynaptic membrane. NCBI's taxonomy places the organism in Eukaryota, Metazoa, Chordata, Actinopteri, Cypriniformes, Cyprinidae.
ACAGACUGUUUUGCUGCAGUGAACGGUAGCCGUGGAGAGAGGAAAAGGCAAGAAAAACAAGAAGACAGCGGAGGGCGGAACAAGAACCAAGACAGACAGAUCCAUUGGGACCUUAGCGUGAGCGCCAGCAGGCAUAGACGGGUCCAACACUCCAGAACCGACGGAGCCGACGGGCAUCACGAGGAGCGCUUAUAACGUCAGCGCUUCGCAGAGCUUCUCCACUUCUCCGGGCCCCGAGAGGACUGUUGGCUUUAACGCGCUGGACGGAUGAGCGGGAUGCGCGCGCGUCAGAGUAUGACAUUCCCAGCAUUCCAGCGGGCCGCUCUCAGGGCGCUCGCGGCCUUGACGAUGCUUCUCGCGACCUCCGUUCGGAGCAACUUCGUUUUCGAUGAUGACCCCUUCCAGCCAGUGACCCAAGAUGAGACGGUGGCAGUGGGUGGGGUGGUGACCCUGACCUGCAGUGUGAAGGAAAAUGAUAACUCCUCUCUCCAGUGGUCCAACACGGCUCAGCAGACCCUGUACUUUGGAGAAAAGAGAGCACUGAGAGAUAACCGUAUCCAGUUGGUAAAGUCCACGGCCACAGAGCUGAUAAUCACCAUUGCCGACGUUCAGCUGUCAGAUGAUGGAGAGUACACCUGUUCAAUUUUCACCAUGCCUGUACGGACUGCACGAGCCACAGUUACUGUACUGGGUGUUCCAGGUAAGCCGGUGAUAACAGGUUUUGAUGAUGCUGUUGAGGAGGGUGGCAAGGUUACUCUCACCUGCACGAGUUCAGGCAGCAAACCUCCUGCUAAACUACACUGGUACCGCGAUCAAGAGGAGAUACAAGGGCGUCCUGAUGUUGUGGAGUCCAACCCUGAUGAACCGACCUACACAGUAACCAGCGAGCUCACCCUCACUGUCACCAGAAAUGAUAACAAUGCUCUCAUCGCUUGUGCGGUGGAUCACCCGUCCAUUGCCAAUGGAGACAAGAGGACAGAGCAGCCCCUCAGCGUCUUGUUUUCUCCAAGCGUAUCAAUUCAGCCAGAGAGUGACCUGCCCAGAGAAGGAGAGAAGUUUUUCCUGCAGUGUGUGGGGAACGGAAAUCCAGAGCCGACUGCGUUUGUGUGGCGGAGAAAAGACGCAGAGCUCCCCCCACUGGCAAAGGUGGAUGGUGCAUUCCUGCGCUUCGAAUCCCUCAACAAGUCGGAUAAUGGUGUUUAUGAGUGCCAGGCUGAUAACGGGAUCGGCAUGGGGGACAUAGCACACACCCUUCUGGUACAAGACCAGGAAGAUUCAGACCUCUUUAUUCUCACCUCUACUCUCCCUUCAUCCUCUGCUUUUCCCACUUUUUCUCCUGAAACUUCAGUUUCAACAUCUACUGAAGACGAAACUCUUCCUCCAUUCUCAUCUUCGUCGUCUUCCACUACCUUUUCCACAUCCACUCUUACCUUCUCUUCCACUCUCCCUCCUUUCACUUCUGCUCCUUCCACUCUCCCUCCCUCUCCUGAAGUUCCCACAACCUCUCUUUCCAACGCUCUCUUCCCUGAUCUCACUCUUCUGCCCUCCUCCGUUCCUGCUCGCACCCCUCCCUCACCCCCUCCUCCUCCUCCUCCUCCUCCUCCUCCUCCUCCUGCCACUCCAUCAUCUGUUCCUCGGCUGAAUGGAGUGCACUCCUUUACAGAAGCCGGAGUAAACGCUGCAGACCCUACAGCGAUGUCCACCUCUUCAGGAGUAGACCAUGCUGUGAUUGGUGGAGUGGUUGCUGUCAUUGUCUUCAUCAUGCUUUGUCUCCUCAUCGUCCUCGGCAGAUACCUCAUCAGACACAAAGGUACGUACCUGACUCAUGAAGCGAAAGGUUCCGACGAUGCUCCUGAUGCAGACACGGCCAUCAUUAACGCUGAGGGUGGCCACUCUGGGGUGGAUGACAAGAAAGAGUACUUCAUCUAGAGAUCCAUCCCUCCGCUCCCUCUUCCUUCACACGCUUCAGUUCACUCAGCCUGACGGGGAAAAACGGGGAUGGCAGAGAGAGAGGAAAUACGUGAAGAAAAAAAACCAAGUGUUGACCUGUUCGAACUGAAGGACCUCAAAUAAGCUUCGACACACAGGACAGGGAAGUGAGAGUUACGCACUGGCGCGUGGGCUCAUUUUCACACACACACACACACACACACACACAUACUAUUUCUCCAUUAUCAUAAUGACACACGAUGAGACAUAAACAAUAAAAAGAGGCAAUAUGACAGUGACCACACUUUCCUCGUCUCCCAUGAUUCCUUUCAAACGGUCCAGAUGUACUCUGGCACAUGUUGCACAGUGACAUGUGCAUGCAUGAACUUUCAGGACACACGGUCUGCUCCCAAAAUCAUCGAAAGACACAGACUCAUAACAGGCACGCAUGCAAACACACACCGAACAUAAAGUGUCUUAAAUUCUUAAAAUUGAAUUUAAACCAUGCAACCCUGCAAUAUCACUGACAGAUACACACACACACACACACUCAUAUACAUCACCUCAGUGUUACACUAUCAUACACACACACACACACACACACACACACACACACACACAGAGAAUAACCAGGCAAAAACAGCAGCCCCUGCAACCAUUAUGUGGGACCCCCGAUAUAAAUUUAUAAAUGCAUAUAUAUAUAUAUAUAUAUGAUUAUAUAGCAUCAUUUUUACUCAGUGUGCUGUAAAUAUAUCCUCCAUCUCUCUAUCUCUCUCUCUAACCUCACUGUCUGAUAUUGCAGUAUAUACUCUCUGAGCCUGCCUGGUUUUCUUACAUGCGUGGAAAUGCCGAGUUGAUAAAAACAAAAAAAAAAUAUCUGGACUAUGGAAAAAAAAAAACAUGGUGUUAUGAAAACUUCAGUAAUAUUUGUAUGAAUUCCGUUCUCUUUGAGUUUGAUUUCUGGUGUUUACUGUUGGUGCAACAGUCUAGUGUCAUUUCAUCAACCUGGGAAGAUUAUUAUUAUUAUUAUUACUAUUAUUAUUAUUAUGAGGUCCUUAAUCUAAAUGCAUUACAUUGUGCACUGAUGUGUCAUUGUGUCAGGCCCAGUGAUUCGCUCACUCACGCCACCUUCAGGAAUGAAUCUUCUCUGUUCUUCAGUGGCGGGACUCUCAGAAAAAGCAGGGUAACACAAACUACUGCUCUCUUUCUCUUACUGAUCAUAUUCUCACUUUCUUCCAAACCUCUUUCUAGUCUGUUCUUCCCCUUCCCCAACAGUCAUAAAGCUAGAUUAUUUCUAGACACCAUCAUUGUAACCACAGACCAUGGUGACAUUUAAGGGAGUUUGGGGGUUUAGUCGGUUGCGUCAUGCAAUAAACUGAGGCGAUUCUAUUUAAUAAGAAAAAACAAUUGAUUAAAUCUGGUUUAUUAAAAGUGAUGUGUGUAAAUUUUAGCAUGCUAAAAUCCUUACUUCUAUCUAAUCUUAAUGUGAAUAGACUGUAAAUAAGCCAUUUGUAGGUUGAUUCCCUGUGGCACGAUCAAAACACUGCUCUGUUUUUUGAGCAUCCCAACCUCCUAACAUAUAUCUUUGGCUCAACCAAUGGUAUGCAGUCUGAUUCAGUUUGGUGGCUCAGAAAUUACACACUUUACUUUUAAUAUGUUGUGCUUAAAUUUGUUAUUGAGGAAUACUGCUUCGCUAUGUAUCCAGCUGAUUUUUUCCCUAAUCCAUGCACAUCUGGUAACCCAUAUAAUUACAGAAAGUGGCCAGUUGUCAUUUCUAUUUCACGUAUUCCUUUUCAGUAGCUAUUUACCUAGAGGAGAAGGUUGGAACUGUGACUUAGGUGUUGAGUUAUAGUGCUAAUGCAAGCAACGCAUGUAUGAAUCUGGCCAUUUUUCAAUUGUAUUACCCCAGACCCAUCCAAACAGAUAUUGUCUUUAAAUGGGCGAAAAUCGAACAUUUGAAGAUUAAGUUCUCUGAACUUGCAAAACUGGGAAAAAGAGGCAAGUGUUGUUAUUUAUUGGAAAACUAAGAUGAAGCGUUAAACCGAAAAAUAAACAUCAUAAUUCUGAAUAAAACAUGCGUUUUAAAUUUUCAGUUGAAUUCAGUUGACCUUUAUUUGUCUACCGCUUUUCACAGUGGAAGUCAUUUCAAAGCAGCUUUGCAAGAAAUGCACGUUUCAAUGAUACAAUGUCAUUUGGCCCCAAUAAAAGGGACUCUUAAAUCACAUCUGCCACGUAUAUGGAAGUUUAGGCGUGUUUUUGUUCACGUGGGAUGACAGGGUCAUUCGUUUAAUGCGUAUGUAGGUCACAACUAAGUGGCAACUGACCGAUUACAACCAAAAGCCGUCCUCUACCUUCAGACUCCCUCCACAUACCUCAUUAAUGCCAGCAGACAAUGAGUUUGUGAGAUAAGCAGUUACAAUCGACUGCCACAAGAUGGCGAUAAUGCAUUUCACUUCCCACCCAUGUCUCUCUCUCUCUCUCUUUCUCUCUCCUGUACAAGCAGUAGAACUUCCAGUUAGCUAUCAAUCAAUUCAGUGCUUCAUUUUAAAUGAUGUUGUUUACUUUUAUUUUGCUGUAGAUGUGCAUACUGUUGUUUGUAAUUUUAUGUUCCUUUUUUAUCAUUUUUAUGACGACUAAAUGUCUUAGAUUGAAAGGUGUAGAUUAUAGUUUCCAUGACUUUUGUUUUGUUUGAUAAUCUGCCAUUUUUUAUGAUUUGAUGUGAUUAGUGUUGCCUUGAACAGUCUACACACUCAAGUGAACACAGACAUUUAUUGCGCGUGUCUGUGUUUACGUGCGUGGAAGAUUUUCACACUGGCCCACCAAACAGAUGCAGGAAACACUAAAAGUAUUAUUACAUUCUGUUAAUGGAGUUAUGUUAGAUUUUUUUUUUUUUUGAAUGAUAAGUCUUCCUUUUGAAUAAAUAUUCAUAUCAUGUGGAGCUAUUCUGUCAUGUAUGUUGAUUUGUAUUAUGGCCGAUGAUGUCAUCUGAACGGGACUGAACUCUGAGAUCAUCAUCAUUGUGGGUUCUGUUUGUUUGAUGGUCUGUUUAGACAGUAUUUGCUUUUUGUUACAAAAACAGAUCCCUUGUUAACUUCAAAAUAAAUAUACAU